Molecule: messenger RNA, 627 nt
Organism: Penicillium expansum
Lineage: Eukaryota; Fungi; Ascomycota; Eurotiomycetes; Eurotiales; Aspergillaceae
Exons: 1
Coding region: 1-627 (208 amino acids)
Source: RefSeq, a predicted model, not a curated record
AUGCCGCUGUCGCCAGACGACAUCAAUCUGGAUGAUUCGACCCUAGAUUAUCUCCUCGAGUUGGAUUUGACUACUUUUGAUUCCACUUCUCCCCAAUCGUUCCUUACCCGUCGUUCUCCCGCUGUCGCAGAGGCAUCUAUAGCUCCUGCAUAUCAGCCAGGAUACAAUUCAUAUGGGGAGUCGUUGUCGCCAUUUGGCGAACAUUUCACGCCCGCAUCUCCGUCGAUUAAUCUUCAGCCGAAUCAGAACAUCCCACAGUAUUUUACUGUCAACAUUGUAAACCACCAUGACCCUCAAGGCCUAGCUAUAGCCUUUCACGGCUCUGCGGGUGAUUUCAGUCGUACCGUCCCUCCCGUGGCUUCUCCGUUGAAGUUAUCCCAGCAAAAUCAGAACACCGUGCAUUAUGUUACUGUCAACAGUAAUGAUUAUCCGUCCCCAGCUACCGCGUUUGAUGGCCCCGCGGAUGACACUAUUUGUACCGCCUCCCCUGUGGCCUCUCCGCCUGGACAGGUACCACCUCGGCAGGGGCGUUCCCAGCCAGGAGCCAUUGCUCUAGGGCCCAUAAGCAAUGGCGUUACCAAUGGUAAAAUGUCCCAUAGUCCUAGCCACGGACGUGAACAAGCGUGA